AUGACACAGUCUGUUGUGGUGCAAGUCGGGCAAUGCGGUAAUCAGAUUGGCUGUAGAUUUUGGGAUUUAGCUCUAAGGGAACAUGCUGCCAUCAAUAAGGAAGGAUUCUUCGAUGAACCUUACAGCAGCUUCUUUCGUAACGUAGAUAACAGGUAUGAAGACCCUCUCGAUGUUGAGGUCGGUAACGGCAGGACAAAAAUUAAAACGCUAAAAGCCAGAGCAGUUUUGGUCGAUAUGGAAGAAGGCGUAGUUAAUGAAUUACUAAAUAGUCCGCUAAGAGAUAUCUUCGAUCAUAAGCAGUUAAUAACUGAUGUUUCCGGAUCUGGAAACAACUGGUCUAUCGGCCACCUCUUCUACGGUAAUCAAUAUCGAGAUAAAUUAGUUGAAGUUCUUAGAAGGGCAGCAGAAAAAUGUGACUGUUUGCAGACGUUUUUUAUGAUCCAUUCGAUGGGAGGGGGAACUGGAUCUGGAGUUGGUACAGCAAUAUUAAAUAUUCUUCAAGAUGAUUACCCAAACGUAUAUCGUUUCGUGACAGCAGUAUACCCUUCUAUCGAAGAUGAUGUUAUAACUUCUCCUUACAAUAGCAUCUUAGCUAUGAAGGAGUUAACAGACAAUGCAGAUUGUGUAAUGCCAAUAGAUAACCAGUCAUUAAUAGAUAUUUGCAAUAGAAUUAGUAACGUAACUGCUACAGCUAGUAGAGGGAUAAGUAAAAAGCAAAUUAAAUCCGAAAGCACUAUUACUAAUAGCCAUGGAGGAAAAACCAAAAGUUCACAAGCACGCCCUUUUGAUGGCAUGAAUAAUAUCGUAGCUAAUUUACUACUAAAUAUGACAAGUUCUUCAAGGUUUGAAGGUUCUUUAAAUGUCGAUUUAAACGAAAUUACUAUGAACUUGGUCCCGUUUCCACGUUUACAUUAUUUGAUUUCCAGCAUGACCCCUCUGUAUGCUUUAGCCGAUGUAAAUUUAUCAACUCGAAGACUUGAUGAAAUGUUCUCUGACGCAUUCUCAAAAGACUAUCAGUUGAUAAAAGCCGACCCAAAACGCAAUCUAUACUUGUCUUGUGCCCUUCUAGUCCGUGGAAAAGUGGAAAUAUCAGAUAUAAGGCGGAAUAUUAAGAGGAUUAGACCUUCUCUUAAUUUUAUUCACUGGAACGAAGAUGGGUGGAAAACUGGACUAUGCUCAGUUCCUCCGGUCGGUCAUCCUUAUUCUCUCUUAACAUUAUCAAAUAAUACGUGUAUCAAAGACACGUUCUCUGAUAUUCAACAUAGAUUUGUGAAAUUGUAUAAACGCAAGGCGCAUCUUCAUCAUUAUCUAGAGGUCGAUGGAAUGGAAAUGGCUACGUUUGAUAAUAGCAUAGAAUCUCUAAAUUCGCUGUUAGAUGAGUACAAAUUAUUGGACCAAACUACUCGAGAAUUAGUAGCUUCACCGCCUCGGUUAAAGGUUGUAUGA
Messenger RNA from Trichoplax adhaerens, 1446 nucleotides. RefSeq lists its product as uncharacterized. The coding region runs from base 1 to 1446 and encodes 481 amino acids. The record is from RefSeq and is a predicted model, not a curated record. Gene Ontology annotation, biological process: microtubule cytoskeleton organization; mitotic cell cycle. Lineage: Eukaryota; Metazoa; Placozoa; Uniplacotomia; Trichoplacea; Trichoplacidae. Gene Ontology annotation, molecular function: GTP binding; structural constituent of cytoskeleton. The transcript is spliced from 16 exons. Gene Ontology annotation, cellular component: microtubule; cytoplasm.